UUGCACAAAUAUUUCCUGUUAUUAGAAAAAAAAAAAAAAAAAAAAAAUUAAUAAAAAAUAUAUAUCAAUGUUGAGAUUUAAAAAAUAACUCAGUAUUUUUUAAAACUUAAAAUGUUACAUCGAAUUAAAUUAUAUAUUUAUUUAUUUAACUUACUAUUAAAAUUUAUUGAAGCUAAUAAAUGCUUUACAGUAAAUAACAACGAUCUAGUACCUCAAUAUGAAUUAAUAAAAAAUUCACGGUCAAUUAAAAGUGUAAUUCUUGAAAAAAAAUUGUCAUUGAUAGAAUGCCAAAAAUUAGCAAUAACGCGCAAAGCAUUGGCCUUUAAUUUCUUCAAAAAUAAAAAUAAUAAUAAUAAAAAAUUAAACUGUCAAUUACUAGAAUGUCCUGAAAUAAAUUCUUUUAGUUCACUUAUACGUGAUAAUAAAUAUAAUUAUUAUAGUUUGUACCCACGAUAUUUAUAUCCUGUAAAUAUAACAGUAAAGUGUUUGCCGAGAGUAGGCGUAUUUAUUAUCUCAGAAGAAUCUAAAAAUUACACAGACGCAAAGAAAACAUGUGAGGAAGUAAACGGAAAAUUGGCACAUAUUAUCAGCGAAGAAAGAACCGAAGGCCUCGCUAAAUUUAUCACCCAUAAUACCCCGGUAUUUGUGGGACUGAGUAAUCGUCGGAGCAGCAGGGACCGUAUUUGGAAAAAUGAAUUUGAUGAGCCAUUAAACUGUUUCGAUUAUCGCGGGUGGAACAAAGGAGAGCCUUCUGCCUCAAGAGGAUGUGUGGGUUUGAUUGUUACCAAAUCGCUGAUAAGCGAUAAAACACCUGCGUGGCGAGUGUUACCUUGCUCUCAAUCUUUGCCGUUUAUUUGUGAGAUACUGCCAAGAGUCAAGAUUAGUAAAAAAGAUUUAUCAUUUUUAUGAUUUUUUUCUUAAAUUGGACUAUACAUUCUUAACUAUUGACAUUUUUAAAGAUAUAAGCUCAUCCUGAUGUUAC
Messenger RNA from Cotesia glomerata, 982 nucleotides. RefSeq lists its product as uncharacterized. Lineage: Eukaryota; Metazoa; Arthropoda; Insecta; Hymenoptera; Braconidae. The transcript is spliced from 3 exons. Bases 112 to 909 code for a protein of 265 amino acids. The record is from RefSeq and is a predicted model, not a curated record.